Molecule: messenger RNA, 1020 nt
Organism: Pollicipes pollicipes
Lineage: Eukaryota; Metazoa; Arthropoda; Thecostraca; Pollicipedomorpha; Pollicipedidae
Product: extensin-like
Exons: 6
Coding region: 19-1020 (333 amino acids)
Source: RefSeq, a predicted model, not a curated record
GAGCCGCUGCUCUUCAGCAUGAUGGAGGAUCAGGCAUACCCAGAGCCGUUCUGGGAGGCCCUGGACGCCAGCGAGGCUCUCGGGCCGCUCUGUCGGCUGCGCUGCUGCCUGGCGCUGGCCCGCCGGUGCUGCCACCUGCCGGAGGCGUCACGAGGCGUGUGGACGGCCGGUGCCGACCGGCGCCACCUGGUGGCCGCCGCGCUGGACCUGCUGCCGCGCUGUGACGUUGAGCUGGCCUGCGGCGCGCCCGUGGAAUCCGAUAUCCACAAUCGACCCCGGGUCAGCCUGUACGAGCACACCCUGGUGUCGGUCUGGCGCCCUGGUCGGUACGUGCCCGGGGAGACUCACGGUCGUGGCGUGGCCUGGGAGGCUCUCUUGGCCGGGAGCCUGACAGCGCCCGAGCUGCGCGCUACCGAGACACACCUGUGGCGCCACCUGUGCCAGUCUGGCGUCUGGGGCGCGUUCUCGCCGCCGACGUCCUCUGUUUUAUCGCCAGAGUGGCCCAGGCAGCUGAAGCCGCCGAAGUCGCCGAAGCCCCCGGACCUGCCCAGGCCGCUGGACCCACCAGAGUCGCCCAGCCGGUCGGAGCCGCCGGAGCCCCCAGAGCCGCCAGGGCCACUCAGGCCGCUGGAGCUGUCGCGGCCCCCGGUGCCCCCGGAGCAGCCCAAGAAGCCCAUGCCGCCCGAGCCCAACAAACCGCCGGACCGUCCAGAGCCGUCGGAGCCGCCCAAUCCCCCGGGCCAUCUGGAGCCGCCCGAGCCGCCCAAGCCGCCGAAGGCCACGGAGCUGCCGGAGUCGCCCAAGCCCCCGGACCGCCCAGAGCCGCCGAAGCCGCCGGAGGCCACGAAGCCGGGCCACCCGCCGGAGCAGCUGGUGCUUCUGGAGCUUCCCAGGCCGCCGGAGCCGCCCCGGGCGCUGGAGCGGCUGGAGGCCAUCGGAGCCCAGGAGCCGUCCCAGCCACCAGAGCUGCUCCCGGAGUCGCUGGAGCCGCCCCAGGUAGAGGCCAUGAUGGCUUGUUGA